UUGUCCCGCCCCUUUGAUAGAGUUACUGUGCUGUCAGUCAUUCACGAAAGAGAAAACAGUAAUAUUGUAGUUUAUAUAUUGUGCAAAUUAUUUAACAGCCCUGCCGUAUCGAGAUCGCUGUUUUGAGUACACAUUCCAGGCCGAACAGUGAAAUAUCCUAAAGUUUGAUACAGCAGGUCAACAUGAAAGCGCUGAUCUUGGUUGGUGGCUAUGGGACAAGACUUCGACCCCUGACGCUGAGCGUGCCAAAGCCAUUGGUGGAGUUCUGCAACAAGCCCAUUCUUCUGCACCAGGUGGAAGCCCUGGUGAAGGCUGGUGUGAACCAUGUCAUCCUGGCUGUCAGCUACAUGUCUGAGCUGCUGGAGAAGGAAAUGAAGGCCCAGGAGCAGAGGCUUGGGAUUCGAAUAUCCCUCUCUCAUGAAAAGGAGCCAUUGGGAACAGCGGGGCCCUUAGCUCUGGCCAGGGAGCUUCUGACUGACAACACAGAGCCCUUCUUUGUGCUUAACAGCGAUGUCAUCUGUGACUUCCCCUUCGAGGACAUGCUCAAGUUCCACAAGCACCAUGGCAAGGAGGGCACCAUAGUGGUGACCAAGGUGGAGGAGCCCUCCAAAUAUGGAGUAGUGGUGUACGAUGGGGAAAAUGGACGCAUUCAUCGCUUUGUGGAGAAGCCCCAGGUUUUUGUAUCCAACAAGAUCAAUGCAGGAAUGUACAUCUUCAGCCCUACCAUGCUGGACAGGAUCCAGCUCAGGCCGACGUCCAUUGAGAAGGAGAUUUUUCCAGUGAUGGCUCUGGAGGGACAUCUGUAUGCCAUGGAGCUCCAAGGUUUCUGGAUGGACAUCGGUCAGCCCAAGGACUUCCUGACAGGUAUGUGCAUGUACCUGCAGUCCGUGAGGCAGCACAGCCCUGAGAAACUGCGCACUGGAUCUGGCUUCGUGGGAAAUGUACUGGUGGACCCCACUGCUCAGAUCGGGGAGAACUGUACCAUCGGGCCUAAUGUGACAUUGGGGGCAGGCGUGGUGCUGGAGGAUGGGGUGAGGAUUAAGCGCUGUACAGUGCUGAAGGGGGCCCGGGUGCACUCCCACUCCUGGCUGGAAUCCUGCAUCAUAGGCUGGAGCUCUUCUGUGGGCCAGUGGGUGCGGAUGGAGAAUGUGACUGUCCUGGGGGAGGAUGUCAUCGUGAAUGAUGAGCUCUACCUGAAUGGGGCCAAUGUGCUGCCCCACAAGUCCAUUGCAGAAUCCGUACCUGAGCCGCGUAUCAUCAUGUAGGACAGGAGCUCACUGGACACAGGUGGCAGUGUGUCAAAGAGAGACCAAGCCACAGACUGACAAAGAGCCGAGGAGAGAGGCUGCCAGUGUUCAAAUUCAUGUGUAGCUGCUGUGGGGCCGAGGGAUUUGGUUAAAGGUGUGUGUGCUGGUUGCUGUACAGGUGGGCAUGAGAGCAUGGUUGAGGUUUUUUUGGGAACCUGCAUACUAAUGAAAGAAAGGAGAAGAGCAAAGUUUGUGCAUUUAGAUUCAAAACUGUUCAUCUCUGGUGAUUUGCACAUUUCAAGACUGCUGCUGAGGUUGCUGCCAGGGACAAUUUUCAACAGUUUCCUUUAAAUGUUUUUUUGUUGUUGUUGUAACAGACUCUGGGAAUGAUGGGGUGGAAGAGGCUUAAUAUCACAUGGCCUUAAGAAGUUAACAGAUUUAGUAUUGUAUUAUAUAAGCAGGUAGUUUACAACUGGAAUUUAGGGACAUGUUAGUUCUGGUAAAGUGGAAGUGCUUUCCUCUUGUUUCUAAAGUCUCUUAAAUAUAAAGUUAUAUUAUAUUAAGUUAUAUAUUAUAAAGUUUCUUCAUGUUAUGAAUAAUUCCGGAAAGGGAGUCAAGUAUGAUGAAGAUCUAACACGUUUGACCUUAACCGAAUUAGUCAAUGAAUGUUUAGUUCACAAUCUCUAAACGCUAAAACAGGGAUUAGUGGUAUUGUAUUGACGUGCAUGCACAGUGACUGCUGUAAAUGGGAUGUCCUUGCUCAAUUCUUCAUGAGGAAGGCCAGCGCUAGGCGACUGCAAGUGUGUCUGUGUGUGGAUGAGGGAGAUAGGCAUGUGUGGUUUAGGAAUCAAGAUGAAUAAAAGUGUUAAACAGUGGCGGGGUGAUGUGUAAAAUACCAUGAAGCAGAAGAAUGAAGGAGUUUGGACAGAGGCAGCCUUGUACGAUUUAUAGAAAGCCGGGAGGGAACACCGCUCCUCUUCUCCCUGUGUCUCUCAGCACACACUGCACCGGGACCUCCACACUGUGGCACUCCUGCACCAGCAGCGCCUAAGACCUGGGAAACCAGCUUCCGAAAGCCAGCGUCAGCCACGAAAGCUGCCCCCAGAGAACAAUGGACAGAAGUGAAUCUGUAAUGCAAAUAUUUUAUGGAAGCAUUUUUUUUAAAUAUAGAUUAUUGACCCAUUCUAAA
This is a messenger RNA of Lepisosteus oculatus (spotted gar), 2436 nucleotides long. RefSeq names its product GDP-mannose pyrophosphorylase B (gene gmppb). Gene Ontology annotation, cellular component: cytoplasm. Gene Ontology annotation, biological process: GDP-mannose biosynthetic process. Gene Ontology annotation, molecular function: mannose-1-phosphate guanylyltransferase (GTP) activity; GTP binding. The record is from RefSeq and is a predicted model, not a curated record. Lineage: Eukaryota; Metazoa; Chordata; Actinopteri; Semionotiformes; Lepisosteidae.